AUGGCCGAUCGUAACAACCACAGCUCCCAGAUGGGGUUGAGGAGGAGAAGGGCUGAGGAGGAGAAGAGGUCGUGCUGCUCUCUCUCUGAGCUGAAGAAAGUCCCUAAGUGUUACGUGGAGCUGGAUCCACUGUCCUUCAGCAGAACUCACACCGUCCUCAUAGAUGUAAGACUCUCUGGCAUCGCUCUGUCUGGUCUGAACGACUGUGUGUCUUUUUUUGUUUGUGAUUAUGGAGAGAAUGAGGAGGAGGUAGAUGUCUGAACAGCGCCUUCUUCACCACACUGCCUGUGUGGGUGAACCAUUUCAGAUUGAUAGUAAUGUGUAUGCCGAGGAACUUGAAGCUUUUCACCUUCCCAACUGCAUGCAGAUUAAACAGUGCAGAUUAAUAAAAAAGCUUGCAUCUAAAGCGACUGAGAGAGAACUGGAGUGUUGAAAUCAUUACAUUCUAUCACAGAUCAGUUAUGUCUCUCUCUACCUUCCCUAUUCAGGUGAAUGAGUUAUGCCAUAAAAUGACAUUGAAAGCUCAGCCUGGACAGCAUGUGUGGAACAGGGACUUUGUUAAGAUGCCCUGCUCACCAGAAAGCCACAUCAAGACUGGAUCGGUGGGUUCAUUGAUUCAUUAGUUUAUUGAUUGAUUGAUUGAUACAUUAUUUGUCGAUUGACUGGUUCAAUAGAAUGGUUGAUUGAUUGGUUUGUUGGCUUAAUGAUUGAUUUGUUAGUAGGUUGGUUAGUUGAGUGGUUAGUUGGUUGAGUAGUUAGUUGGUUGAUUGGUAAGUUGGUUUAUUGGUUAGUUGGUUGAUUUGUUGAUUUGUUAGUUGGUUGAUUGGUUAGUUGGUUGAUUGGUCAGUUGGUUGGUUGGUUGAUUGAUUCAUUGAUUGUUCCCAGUUAACCAGCUCUGAGGCAGGUCUGUGGGAGGUGGUCUCUAAACAGCUGGUGAGUCUGGCCAAGAAGACCACUGCAUCAGUGGGUGACGUAGAGGUACACACACACACACAAACACACACACACACACACACACACACACAAACACACACACACCAAACACACACACACAAACACACACACACAAACACACACACACACUCACACACACAAACACACACACACAAACACACACACACACACACACACACACACACACACACUCAUGCCCCUAUUAUCUUAACAUUUCCUAACAUGCCUCCUCAUGUUAACUUGGGUUUGGGGUAACAGUUAAGGUAGAGGUUAGCAUGUUUGACCAGUACUGUGUAACUAUGAUGUUCAUGUGUCUCUCCACUUAGAAAGCCAUAAAGAAAUACAACCCAAAGUAUGAAAACCAAUGGUCCUUUGAUGCCCUGCACACCUUUGUUCAGGUCAGUUAUCAGUUCACUGUGAAUGGUCAACUCUCUCUAAUGGUGGUGUUAUAUAGACUGAACUAAAAUAUAAAAGCAACAUGUAAAGUGUUGGUCCCAUGUUUCAUGAGCUGAAAUAAAAGAUCCCAUACAUUUUCCAUAUAGUUACAUAUAUUCUCCUCUCCCUCUCUCCUCUAGUUUAUAAUGAUAUAUAUUCUCCUCUCCCUCUCUCCUCUAGUUUAUAAUGAUAUAUAUUUCCUCUCCCUCUCUCCUCUAGUUUAUAAUGAUAUAUAUUCUCCUCUCCCCUCUCCUCUAGUUUAUAAUGAUAUAUAUUCUCCUCUCCCCUCUCCCUCUAGUUUAUAAUGAUAUAUAUUCUCCUCUCCCUCUCUCCUCUAGUUUAUAAUGAUAUAUAUUCUCCUCUCCCUCUCUCCUCUAGUUUAUAAUGAUAUAUAUUCUCCUCUCCCUCUCUCCUCUAGUUUAUAAUGAUAUAUAUUCUCCUCUCCCUCUCUCCUCUAGUUUAUAAUGAUAUAUAUUCUCCUCUCCCUCUCCCUCUAGUUUAUAAUGAUAUAUAUUCUCCUCUUCCUCUCCCUCUAGUUUAUAAUGAUAUAUAUCUCUCUCCCUCUCUCCUCUAGUUUAUAAUGAUAAUAUUCUCCUCUACCUCUCUCCUCUAGUUUAUAAUGAUAUAUAUUCUCUCUCCCUCUCUCCUUUAGUUUAUAAUGAUAUAUUCUCCUCUCCCUCUCUCUUCUAGUUUAUAAUGAUAUAUAUUCUCCUCUUCCCCUCUCCUCUAGUUUAUAAUGAUAUAUAUUCUCCUCUUCCUCUCCCUCUAGUUUAUAAUGAUAUAUAUUCUCCUCUCCCUCUCUCCUUUAGUUUAUAAUGAUAUAUAUUCUCCUCUCCCUCUCUCCUCUAGUUUAUAAUGAUAUAUAUUCUCCUCUCCCUCUCUCCUCUAGUUUAUAAUGAUAUAUAUUCUCCUCUCCCUCUCUCCUUUAGUUUAUAAUGAUAUAUAUUCUCCUCUCCCUCUCUCCUCUAGUUUAUAAUGGAUAUAUUCUCCUCUCCCUCUCUCCUCUAGUUUAUAAUGAUAUAUAUUCUCCUCUCCCUCUCUCCUCUAGUUUAUAAUGAUAUAUAUUCUCCUCUCCCUCUCUCCUCUAGUUUAUAAUGAUAUAUAUUCUCCUCUACCUCUCUCCUUUAGUUUAUAAUGAUAUAUAUUCUCCUCUCCCUCUCUCCUCUAGUUUAUAAUUAUUAUAUUCUCCUCUCCCUCUCUCCUCUAGUUUAUAAUGAUAUAUAUUCUCUCUAUCCUCUCCCUCUAGUUUUAUAAUGAUAUAUAUUCUCUUACCCUCUCUCCUCUAGUUUAUAAUGAUAUAUAUUCUCCUCCCCCUUCCUCUAGUUUAUAAUGAUAUAUAUUUCUCUCCCUCUCCCUACUAGUUUAUAAUGAUAUAUAUUCUCCUCUCCCUCUCUCCUCUAAUUUAUAAUGAUAUAAUUCUCCUCUCCUCUCUCCUCUAGUUUAUAAUGAUAUAUAUUCUCUCUCCCUCUCCUCUAGUUUAUAAUGAUAUAUAUUCUCUCUCCCUCUCUCCUCUAGUUUAUAAUGUAUAUAUUCUCCCCUCCUCUCUUCUAGUUUAUAAGAUAUAUAUUCUCUCUCCACUCUCUCUAGUUUAUAAUUAUAUAUAUUCUCCUCUCCUCUCUCCUCUAGUUAUAAUGAUAUAUAUUCUCCUCUCCCUCUCCUUAGUUAUAAUGAUAUAUAUCUCCUCUCCUCUUCCUCUAGUUUAUAAUGAUAUAUAUUCUCUCUCCCUCUCUCCUCUAGUUUAUAAUGAUAUAUAUUCUCCUCUCCCUCUCUCCUCUAGUUUAUAAUUAUAUAUAUUCUCCUCUCCCUCUCUCCUCUAGUUUUAUAAUGAUAUAUAUUCUCCUCUCCCUCUCCCUCUAGUUUAUAAUGAUAUAUAUUCUCCUCUCCCUCUCUCCUCUAGUUUAUAAUGAUAUAUAUUCUCCUCUCCCUCUCUCCUCUAGUUUAUAAUGAUAUAUAUUCUCCUCUCCCUCUCACCUCUAGUUUAUAAUUAUAUAUAUUCUCCUCUCCCACUCUCCUCUAGUUUAUAAUGAUAUAUAUUCUCCUCUCCCUCUCUCCUCUAGUUUAUAAUGAUAUACAGUGGGGGAAAAAAAGUAUUUAGUCAGCCACCAAUUGUGCAAGAUGAGAGAGGCCUGUAAUUUUCAUCAUAGUUACACGUCAACUAUGACAGACAAAAUUAGAAUUUUUUAUCCAGAAAAUCACAUUGUAGGAUUUUUAAUGAAUUUAUUUGCAAAUUAUGGUGGAAAAUAAGUAUUUGGUCAAUAACAAAGUUUCUCAAUACUUUGUUAUAUACCCUUUGUUGGCAAUGACACAGGUCAAACGUUUUCUGUAAGUCUUCACAAGGUUUUAACACACUGUUGCUGGUAUUUUGGCCCAUUCCUCCAUGCAGAUCUCCUCUAGAGCAGUGAUGUUUUGGGGCUGUCGCUGGGCAACACAGACUUUCAACUCCCUCCAAAGAUUUUCUAUGGGGUUGAGAUCUGGAGACUGGCUAGGCCACUCCAGGACCUUGAAAUGCUUCUUACGAAGCCACUCCUUCGUUGCCCGGGCGGUGUGUUUGGGAUCAUUGUCAUGCUGAAAGACCCAGCCACGUUUCAUCUUCAAUGCCCUUGCUGAUGGAAGGAGGUUUUCACUCAAAAUCUCACGAUACAUGGCCCCAUUCAUUCUUUCCUUUACACAGAUCAGUCGUCCUGGUCCCUUUGCAGAAAAACAGCCCCAAAGCAUGAUGUUUCCACCCCCAUGCUUCACAGUAGGUAUGGUGUUCUUUGGAUGCAACUCAGCAUUCUUUGUCCUCCAAACACGACGAGUUGAGUUUUUACCAAAAAGUUCUAUUUUGGUUUCAUCUGACCAUAUGAUAUUCUCCCAAUCCUCUUCUGGAUCAUCCAAAUGCACUCUAGCAAACUUCAGACGGGCCUGGACAUGUACAGGGAUUUGAGUCCCUGGCGGCGUAGUGUGUUACUGAUGGUAGGCUUUGUUACUUUGGUCCCAGCUCUCUGCAGGUCAUUCACUAGGUCCCCCCGUGUGGUUCUGGGAUUUUUGCUCACCGUUCUUGUGAUCAUUUUGACCCCACGGGAUGAGAUCUUGCGUGGAGCCCCAGAUCGAGGGAGAUUAUCAGUGGUCUUGUAUGUCUUCCAUUUCCUAAUAAUUGCUCCCACAGUUGAUUUCUUCAAACCAAGCUGCUUACCUAUUGCAGAUUCAGUCUUCCCAGCCUGGUGCAGGUCUACAAUUUUGUUUCUGGUGUCCUUUGACAGCUCUUUGGUCUUGGCCAUAGUGGAGUUUGGAGUGUGACUGUUUGAGGUUGUGGACAGGUGUCUUUUAUACUGAUAACAAGUUCAAACAGGUGCCAUUAAUACAGGUAACGAGUGGAGGACAGAGGAGCCUCUUAAAGAAGAAGUUACAGGUCUGUGAGAGCCAGAAAUCUUGCUUGCUUGUAGGUGACCAAAUAAUUAUUUUCCACCACAAUUUGCAAAUAAAUUCAUUAAAAAUCCUACAAUGUGAUUUUCUGAAUUCUAUUUUCAUAGUUGACGUCUACCUAUGAUGAAAAUUACAGGCCUCUCUCAUCUUUGUGGGAGAACUUGAACAAUUGGUGGCUGACUAAAUACUUUUUCCCCCCACUGUAUAUUCUCCUCUCCCUCUCUCCUCUUGUUUAUAAUGAUAUAUAUUCUCCUCUCCCUCUCCCUCUAGUUUAUAAUGAUAUAUAUUCUCCUCUCCCUCUCUCCUCUAGUUUAUAAUGAUAUAUAUUCUCCUCUCCCUCUAGUUUAUAAUGAUAUAUAUUCUCCUCUCCCUCUCUCCUCUAGUUUAUAAUGAUAUAUAUUCUCCUCUCCCUCUCUCCUCUAGUUUAUAAUGAUAUAUAUUCUCCUCUCCCUCUCACCUCUAGUUUAUAAUGAUAUAUAUUCUCCUCUCCCUCUCUCCUCAUAGUUUAUAAUGAUAUAUAUUCUCCCUCUCCCUCUCCUCUAGUUUAUAAUGAUAUAUAUUUUCCUCUCCCUCUCUCCUCUAGUUUAUAAUGAUAUAUAUCUCUCUCCCUCUCCCUCUAGUUUAUAAUGAUAUAUAUUCUCCUCUCCCUCUCUCCUCUAGUUUAUAAUGAUAUAUAUUCUCCUCUCCCUCUCUCCUUUAGUUUAUAAUGAUAUAUAUUCUCCUCUCCCUCUCUCCUCUAGUUUAUAAUGAUAUAUAUUCUCCUCUCCCUCUCCCUCUAGUUUAUAAUGAUAUAUAUUCUCCUCUCCCUCUCUCCUCUAGUUUAUAAUGAUAUAUAUUCUCCUCUCCCUCUCCCUCUAGUUUAUAAUGAUAUAUAUUCUCCUCUCCCUCUCUCCUCUAGUUUAUAAUGAUAUAUAUUCUCCUCUCCCUCUCACCUCUAGGAAGCGCCUAAAGAAGAGAACUACUACACAUCUGUUUUUCCAAAGAUAGCAGAGCUGGCCUCCAGACUGCCUCACUAUAUCAAGAAGGUAACAACAUAGGAACUGCAUUAUGUACACUAUGUAGGCUACAGAGGUAGUGUACUAUGUAGGGUACAAAUGUAGUGUAAUAUGUAGGGUACAGAGGUAGCGUACUAUGUAGGGUACAAAGGUAGUGCACUAUGAAGGGUACAUAGGUAGUGUAUUGUGUAGGGUACAGAGGUAGCGUACUAUGUAGGGUAAAGAGGUAGUGCACUAUGAAGGGUACAUAGGUAGUGUAUUGUGUAGGGUACAGAGGUAGCGUACUAUGUAGGGUACAGAGGUAGUGCACUAUGAAGGGUACAUAGGUAGUGUAUUGUGUAGGGUACAGAGGUAGCGUACUAUGUAGGGUAGAGAGGUAGUGCACUAUGAAGGGUACAUAGGUAGUGUAUUGUGUAGGGUACAGAGGUAGCGUACUAUGUAGGGUACAGAGGUAGUGCACUAUGAAGGGUACAUAGGUAGUGUAUUAUGUAGGGUAGAGAGGUAGUGCACGAUUUACAUUUACAUUUACGUCAUUUAGCAGACGCUCUUAUCCAGAACGACUUACAAAUUGGUGCAUUCACCUUAUAGCCAGUGGGAUAACCACUUUACAAUGUUUUCUUUUUGGGGGGGUAAGGGGGGGGGGGGGGGGGGGGGGGGGGGGGGGGGGGGGGGUAGUAGAAGGAUUACUUUAUCCUAUCCCAGGUAUUCCUUAAAGAGGUGGGGUUUCAAAUGUCUCCGGAAGGUGGUGAGUGACUCCGCUGUCCUGGCGUCGUGAGGGAGCUUGUUCCACCAUUGGGGUGCCAGAGCAGCGAACAGUUUUGACUGGGCUGAGCGGGAACUGUGCUUCCGCAGAGGUAGGGGAGCCAGCAGGCCAGAGGUGGAUGAACGCAAUGCCCUCUUUUGGGUGUAGGGACUGAUCAGAGCCUGAAGGUACGGAGGUGCCGUUCCCCUCACAGCUCCGUAGGCAAGCACCAUGGUCUUGUAGCAGAUGCGAGCUUCAACUGGAAGCCAGUGGAGUGUGCGGAGGAGCGGGGUGAGGUGAGAGAACUUGGGAAGGUUGAACACCAGACGGGCUGCGGCAUUCUGGAUGAGUUGUAGGGGUUUAAUGGCACAGGCAGGGAGCCCAGCCAACAGCGAGUUGCAGUAAUCCAGACGGGAGAUUACAAGUGCCUGGAUUAGGACCUGUGCCGCUUCCUGUGUAAGGCAGGGUCGUACUCUCUGAAUGUUGUAGAGCAUGAACCUACAGGAUCGGGUCACCGCCUUGAUGUUAGCGGAGAACGACAGGGUGUUGUCCAGGGUCAUGACAAGGCUCUUCGCACUCUGGGAGGAGGAAACAACGGAGUUGUCAACCGUGAUGGCGAGAUCAUGGAACGGGCAGUCCUUCCCCGGGAGGAAGAGCAGCUCCGUCUUGCCAAGGUUCAGCUUGAGGUGGUGAUCCGUCAUCCAUACUGAUAUGUCUGCCAGACAUGCAGAGAUGCGAUUCGCCACCUGGUUAUCAGAAGGGGGAAAGGAGAAGAUUAGUUGUGUGUCGUCUGCGUAGCAAUGAUAGGAGAGGCCAUGUGAGGAUAUGACAGAGCCAAGUGACUUGGUGUAUAGCAAGAAUAGGAGAGGGCCUAGAACUGAGCCCUGGGGGACACCAGUGGUGAGAGCACGUGGUGCGGAUACAGCUUCUCGCCACGCCACUUGGUAGGAGCGACCCGUCAGAUAGAACGCAAUCCAAGAGUGAGCCGUGCCGGAGAUGCCCAGCUCGGAGAGGGUGGAGAGGAGGAUCUGAUGGUUCACAGUAUCAAAAGCAGCAGACAGGUCUAGAAGGACAAGAGCAGAGGAGAGAGAGUUAGCUUUAGCAGUGCGGAGAGCCUCUGUGACACAGAGAAGAGCAGUCUCAGUUGAAUGACCAGUCUUGAAACCUGACUGGUUUGGAUCAAGAAGGUCUUUCUGAGAGAGAUAGCAAGAGAGUUGGCUAAAGACGGCACGCUCAAGAGUUUUGGAGAGAAAAGAAAGAAGGGAUACUGGUCUGUAGUUGUUGACAUCAGAGGGAUCGAGUGUUGGUUUUUUGAGAAGGGGUGCAACUCCGGCUCUCUUGAAGACAGAAGGUACAUAGCCAGCGGUCAAGGAUGAGUUGAUCAGUGUUUUCUAGGAAUAGACUAACUUAGUUUAUUCAGCUAGCUAACUAGGUACAGUAUUCUUCCGUGAAAAUCGUCCAGGGCACCUAGUCAUAAGACGCCACAGCCAGCUAGCAUGCCGGACUCCAACAACACGGUUUAGCACCAAUACUCGGCCACAACAAACCACCAGUGUGUCAACACGCCAAGCAGAUCGUUCAUGUCCAUGUCUAACGUUGUGGGUUAGUCCCGACAGCUUGAGCGAGUCCGUCGUCAACUUAUUCAGCCAGUUAGUUAGCUAGAAUAGUUAGCAUACUGUCACGAUCGUCUACCAAUGAGGAAGCGGACCAAAGCGCAGCGUUGCGAGUGAACAUAAUUUAUUAAUAAACGUACUCACGAAAACAAAACAAAAGACAUUACGUGAAGUUCUCAAGUUACAAAUCACUGACAUACGGAACAUGUAACCAAGAAACAAAAACCCACAAACCCCACAGGAAAACAUACAGAAUAAAUAUGGCUCCCAAUCAGAGAUAACGAGCCGAACAGCUGACACUCGUUACCUCCGAUUGGGAGUCAUUGAACAAACCUAGAAAAACAACAACCUAGACACCCAACCUAGAACAUAAACACAUAGACUGCACACACCCUGGAUAAACAAUAAUGAGUCCCAGCACCAGGGUGUGACAGUACCCCCCCCCUAAAGGCGCGGACUGCGACCGCGCCUCAAAACCCCCAAACAGGGGAGGGCUGGGCGGGGCAUACCUCCUCGGUGGCGGUUCUGGCUCCGGCCUAGACCACCACCCCACCAUAGUCACUUCCCGCUUAUGUAGCCUCCUCCAAAUGACCCCCACCGGUUUAAGGGGCAGCACCUGACUAAGGGGCAGUACCGGACUAAGGGGCAGUACCGGACUAAGGGGCAGUACCAGGCUGAAUGGCGAAUCCUGGCUGGUCGGCUCUGGCGGAUCCCGGCUGGACGGCUCUGGCGGAUCCCGGCUGGACGGCUCCUGGCGGAUCCCGGCUGGACGGCUCUGGCGGAUCCCGGCUGGACGGCUCUGGCGGAUCCCGGCUGGACGGCUCUGGCUGAUCCUGUCUGGCGGAAGGCUCUGGCUGAUCCUGUCUGGCGGAAGGCUCUGGGCUGAUCCUGUCUGGCGGAAGGCUCUGGCUGAUCCUGUCUGGCGGAAGGCUCUGGCUGCUCCUGUCUGGCGGAGAGCUCUAGCGGCUCCGGUCUGGCGGACGGCUCUGUAGGCUCAUGGCAGACGGGCGGCUUUGCAGGCUCAUGGCAGACGGGCAGCUCCUGCGGCGCUUGGCAGACGGACAGUUCAGACGGCGUUGGGCAGACGGGCAGUUCAGGCGCCGUUGGGCAGACGGGCAGUUCAGACGGCGUUGGGCAGACGGACAGUUUCAGGCCCCGUUGGGCAGACGGCAGACUCUGGCCGUCUGAGGCGCAUCGUAGGCUGGUGCGUGGUGCCGGAACAGGAGGUACCCGGGCUGAGGAUACGCAUCUCAGGGCUAGUGCGGGGAGAAGCAACAGGGCAUGCAGGACCCUGGGGACGCACAUAAGUCCUAGUGCGUGGUGCCGGAACUGGUGGUCCCGGGCUGAGGACACGCAUCUCAGGGCUAGUGCGGGAGCAGCAACAGGGCAUGCAGGACCCUGGGGACGCACAUAAGUCCUAGUGCGUGGUGCCGGAACUGGUGGUCCCGGGCUGAGGACACGCAUCUCAGGGCUAGUGCGGGGAUCAGCAACAGGACGCACAGGACUCUGGGAACACACAGGAGGCUCGGUGCGUGGUGUAGGCACUGGUGGUACUGGGCUGGAGCGGGGAGGUGGCGCCGGAAAUACCGGACCGUGCAGGCGUACUGGCUCCCUUGAGCACUGAGCCUGCCCAACCCUACCUGGUUGUAUGCUCCCCGUCGCCCGACCAGUACGGGAAGGAGGAAUAACCCGCACCGGGCUAUGUGGGCGAACCGGGGAAACCAUACGUAGGGCUGGUGCCAUGUAAGCCGGCCCGAGGAGACGCAUUGGUGGCCUGCUGCGUGGGGCCGGCCUCAUGACAUCCGGCUCAACACUCAAUCUAGCCCGGCCGAUACGAGGAGCUGGAAUGUACCGCACCGGGCUAUGCCUGCGUACAGGAGACACCAUGCGCUCUACUGCGUAACAUGGUGUCUGCCCGUACUCCCGCUCUCCACGGUCAGUCCAGGGAGUAGGCGCAGGUCUCCUACCUGCCUUCGCCACACUCCCUUUUAGCCCCCCCCAAGAAAUUUUUGGGGAGUAACCACGGGCUUCCAGCCUCGACUCCGCGCUGCCUCCUCAUACCACCUCCUCUCGGCUGCAGCUGCCUCCAGCUCUUCACGAGGGCGGUGGGUACUCCUCUGGUUGUGCCCAAGGACCCUUUCCAGCCCGUAUCUCCUCCCAUGUCCAAAAGUCCUUAGGAGGCUCCCAUAAAUCCUGCGUAGGUAGGUCCUGUUGCCGCUUGUUACGCCGCUUGGUCCUCUUGUGGUGGGGUUUUUUCUGUCACGAUCGUCUACCAAUGAGGAAGCGGACCAAAGCGCAGCGUUGCGAGUGAACAUAAUUUAUUAAUAAACGUACUCACGAAAACAAAACAAAAGACAUUACGUGAAGUUCUCAAGUUACAAAUCACUGACAUACGGAACAUGUAACCAAGAAACAAAAACCCACAAACCCCACAGGAAAACAUACAGAAUAAAUAUGGCUCCCAAUCAGAGAUAACGAGCCGAACAGCUGACACUCGUUACCUCCGAUUGGGAGUCAUUGAACAAACCUAGAAAAACAACAACCUAGACACCCAACCUAGAACAUAAACACAUAGACUGCACACACCCUGGAUAAACAAUAAUGAGUCCCAGCACCAGGGUGUGACACAUACUAGCUAGCCAUUGCUUUCAGACAAAGAAGAAACCCCUCCUUUCACGGCACGAACACACAGAGAGAGCCAAGCUAACGUUAACUAGUCACCCAUGUCCCGAAUUCCUUGAACGACUCUGGCUACCAAUAUGUAAAAACAAAACACAAAUGUAUGUUAUGACUUACCCCUAGCAGCUACUGUUAGCUAGCCAAGUGCAAAGCUAGCCACUGAAUUGACUCAGCCAGUUCGCGUCUGUUCGCUAGGUCGUUCCAGCUAUUGUUUACUAGUAGCUAUCCAGGUAGCAACAAGCUAGCUAAAUUUCAAGCACAGUAGCCACUUACUACCUAACAUUAACGGUUCAGACAAUGAGGUUAGAAAACAGCUGAAUGGUAGGCAAUUAUUGUAUGUAAUUAUUGUAGGCAGCCAGCUGGCGUAAUUACAGGCACUCUCAGGCGUGAAACAACCAUACCGUUGCUAAUAGUUGCCAGUAGCUACCCACCAGCUAGUCCAGGUAGUGGGUUAGCUAGCUAGCGUCGUGCUUCACUGGGCUCUGCCGAAUACAAUACUAACCUACAAUAAUUACAUACAACAACCCACGAUAACUACCUACAAUACCUAACUACAAUCUAAAUACAUAGUUUAAGCCUUACUCGACAAAGCCCAAACUAUGUAUAAAGCCAAGCUUGCCCGACGACCUCACCCGACAACCUCCUCCUGCUACAGUUGUGUUGUGAUAUAGGGUACAGCGGUAGUCUACUAUGUAGGGUACAGAGAUAGUGUACUGUGUAGGGUACAGAGGUGGUGCACUAGGCUACAGAGGUAGUUUACUAUGUAAGGUACAGAGGUAAUGUACAAUGUAGGGUACAGAGGGGGUUAACUAUGUACGGUAUAGAAGUAGUUCAAUAAGGGACAGAGGUAGUGCACUAGGUAGGGUACUGAGGUAGUGUAUUAUGUAGGGUACAGAGGUAGUGUACUAUGUAGGGUACAGAGGUAGUGUACUAUGUAGGGUACAGAGGUAGUGUACUAUGAAGUGUACAUAGGUAGUGCACUAGUGUACAGAGGUAGUAGCACAGCGCUUGUAACGCCAAGGUAGUGGGUUCGAUCCCCGGGACCACCCAUACACAAAAAAAAAUAUGCACGCAUGACUGUAAGUCGCUUUGGAUAAAAAGCGUCUGCUAAAUGGCAUAUUAUUAUUAUUAUGUAGGGUACAGAGGUAGUGCACUAGGGUACAGAGGUAGUGUACUAUGUAGGGUACAGAGGGGGUUUAUUAUGUACGGUAUAGAAGUAGUGCACUAAUGUACAGAGGUAGUGAAAUAUGUAGGGUACAGAGGUAGUGCACUAGGGUACAGAUAUAGUGUAUUAUGUAGGGUACAGAGGUAGUGUACUAUGUAGGGUACAGAGGUAGUAUACUGUGUAGGGUACAGAGGUAGUGUACUUUGUAGGGUACAGAGGUAGUGUACUAGAAGGUACAGAGGUAGUGCACUAUGAAGGGUACAGAGUUAGUGUACUAUUAGGGUUUACAGCGGUAGUCUACUAUGUAGGGUACAGGGGGUAGUGUAAUAUGUAUGGUAUGGAGGUUUAGUGUAAAUGUAUGGUAUAGAGGUAGUGUAAUGUAUGGUAUAGAGGUAGUGUAAUAUGUAUGGUAUAGAGGUAGUGUAUAUGUAGGGGUAUGGAGGUAGUGUAAUAUGUUUUUAUAGGGUAGUGUAAUAUGUUGGUAUAGGGGUGUAUUGUAUGGUAUAGAGGUAGUGUUUGUAUGGAUAGAGGUAGUGUAAUAUGUAUGGUAUGGAGGUGUGUAAAUGUAGGGUUAUGGGUUUAGUGUACUGUGUAGGGACAGAGGUAGUGUAUAUGUAUGGUGGGGAGGUGGUAGUGGAUAUGUAUGGUAUAGAGGUAUUUGUAAAUGUUGGUAUGGAGGUAGUGUAAUAUGUAUGGUAUAGAGGUAGUGUAAUAUGUAUGGAUAGAGGUGGGUGUAAUAGGGGUUAUAGGGUAGUGAAAUAUGUAUGGUUAGAGGUAGUGUAAUAUGUAUGGUAUGGAGGUAGUGUAUAUGUUGGUUGGAGGGUAGUGUAAUUGUAGGGUUAUAGAGGUAGUGUAUAUGUUGGUAGGGAGGUGUGUAAUAUGUUGGUAUAGAGGUAGUGUAUAUGUUGGUAUAAGGUAUUUUGUCUGUUGUAGGGACAGAGGUAGUGUAUAUGUAUGGUUUAUGAGGUAGUGUAAUCUGUAGGGGAGGGAGGUGUGUAAUAUGUUGGUAUAAGGUUGUGUAAUAUGUAUGGUAUGAGGUGUGUACGUGUCGGCCCGAGGUUAGUGUAAUAUAUAUGGUUAGAGGUAGGUAUAUGUAUGGUUUUUGGGGUUUAGGUGUAAUAUGUAGGGUUAAGAGGUAGUGUAAUAUGUAUGGUAUAGAGGUGUGUAAUAUGUAUGGGUAUAGAGGUAGUGUAAUAUGUAUGGUAUGAGGUAGUGUAAUAUGUAUGGUAGGGUAGUGUAAUAUGUAUGGAUAGAGGUGUGUAAUAUGUAUGGUAUAGAGGUAGGUAAUAUGUUGGUUUAGAGGUAGUGUAUAUGUAUGGUAGGAGGUUAGUGUAUAUGUAUGGUAUAGAGGUAGUGUAAUGUGUAGGGACAGGGUAGGGUUUAGGUUAUAGGAUGGUUGAGUGUGUAAUUGUUGGUAUGAGGGUAAGUGUAUGGGGUUUUGGGUUAGAGGUAUUUGUAAUUGUAGGUAAGGGGGUUAGGUUGUAUUGGGUAUGGUAUGGAGGUAGUGUAAUAGGUUGGUUGGAGGUGUGUUAAAUGUAUGGUAUAGAGGUAGUGUAAUAUGUAUGGUAGGGGAGGUAGUGUAUUGUUGGUAUGAGGUAGUGUAAUUGUAUGGUAUAGGGUAGUGUCUGUGUGGGACCGGGUAGUGUAAUAUGUAUGGUUAGAGGUAGUGUAAUUGUUGGUAUGGACGGUAGUGUAAUUGUAUGGUUGAGGUAGUGUAAUAUGUAUGGUAUAGAGGUGUGUACUGUGUAGGGACAGAGGUAGUGUAAUAAAAUGGUAUAGAGUAGUGUAAUAUGUAUGGUAUGGAGGUAGUGUAAUUAGGGUUUAUAGAGGUGUGUAAUAUGUAUGGUAUGGGGGUAGUGUAAUAUGUAUGGUUAGAGGUUUUGUAUAUGUAUGGUAUAGAGGAGUGUAUAUGUUGGUAUGGGGUAGUGUAAUAUGUUGGUAUAGGUAGGUCUGUGUCGGGACAGAGGUAGGUGUGUAUAGGUUGGGUAUAAGUAGUGUAUAUGUAUGGUUAGAGGUAGUUGUAAUAGGGUAUGGUAUAGAGGUAGUGUAUAUUGUUGGUAUGCGGUAGUGUAAUAUGUAUGGGUAUAGAGGUGUGUAAUAUGUUAGGUUUUGGGGUAGUUUUAAUAUGUAUGGUUUUAGAGGUAGGUUGUAAUAUGUAUGGAUAGAGGUAGUGUAAUAUGUAUGGUUAGAGGUAGUGUAAUGUGUAUGGAUAGAGGUAGUGUAUAUGUAUGGUAUAGAGGUAGUGUAAUAUGUAUGGUAUAGAGGUAGUGUAAUAUGUAUGGUAUAGAGGUAGUGUAAUAUGUAUGGUAUAGAGGUAGUGUACUGUGUAGGGACAGAGGUAGUGUAAUAUGUAUGGUAUAGAGGUAGUGUAAUUUGUAAGGUACAGAGGUAGUGUACUAUGUAGGGUCCAGAGGUAGAGUACUAUGUAGGGUACAGAGAUAGUGUACUAUGUAGGGUACAGAGAUAGUGUACUAUGUAGGGUCCAGAGGUAGAGUAUUAUAUAGGGUCCAGAGGUAGUGUACUAUAUAGGGUACAGAGGUAGUGUACUAUGUAGGGUACAGAGGUAGUGCACUAGGGUACAGAGGUAGUGUACUAUGUAGGGUACAGAGGUAGUGCACUAGGGUACAGAGGUAGUGUACUAUGUAGGGUACAGAGGUAGUGCACUAGGGUACAGAGGUAGUGUACUAUGUAGGGUACAGUUUGUAAAGGUACUGUAUGUGUGUUGUCUGUCUGUCUGUCUGUCUGUGUGUGUGUCUAACUGUGUGUAGGCCAUUCCCCUGCUCCAGAGAGGCCAGACUCAUUCCAUCACGUUGUCCCAGAGUCAGAUAGCUUGUCUGCUGGCCAAUGCCUUCUACUGCACCUUCCCCCACCGCAACUCCCCCAACCCCAGAGCAGAGUACAACAACUACCCCACCAUCAACUUUAACAGGUCAGAAUACACACAACAAACUCCACUGAGGACCCACACACAUAGAGACAAACACUAAGUAUUCCAACUUCAACAGAUGAUAACAUGUGACCACUGUAUCUCUCUGUGUUGUCAGUCUGUUUGGAAAGUGGUCUGAGAGGAAGAGAGAGAAGCUGAGAGCCAUCCUUCAUUACUUCCACACUGUCACAGACCAAGGUAAGUUACUACCACACACUACUAUAGUCACUAUAAUGACUGGAAUACAAGUACUGUAGUGUACUUUAGGGUACUAUGUAGGUUACAGGAACCUAUUUAAGACAUAGUCUGAUGAGUGUAGAUGAGGAAUACCCUCUGAUAAUAGUUGCUGUGGGAACCAGGUUUACCUGAGCUUUGACCCUUGUUGUUGCCAUGACAGCGACCAGGCCCAUUGGACUGGUGACCUUUGAGAGGCGCUACAUCAGCGACAGAGACAUGCCCAACUGGAGGAGGUACACACACACACAGACACACACACACACACACACACACACACACACAGACCAACUUAAUUUGUCUCCUCUUCUAUUUCUCUGUGUGUCAGUUGUAAGGAGACUGUUCCUAAACUCCACGUCACCUCAGCAGACUGCAUAGAGGAACAGGGAACAGGGAUGCUACAGGUUGGUGACAGCUCCAGGCUUGUGUAUGUAUGUGUGUGUGUGUGUGUGUGUGUGUGUGUGUGUGUGUGUGUGUGUGUGUGUGUGUGUGUGUGUGUGUGUGUGUGUGUGUGUGUGUGUGUGUGUGUGUGUGUGUAUGUAUGUAUGGCUGUAUGUAUGUGUGUGUGUAUGUUGCAGGUGUAGAUAUAUGGCUCUGGUGUGUGUGUGUGUGUGUGUGUGUGUGUGUGUGUGUGUGUGUGUGUGUGUGUGUGUGUGUGUGUGUGUGUGUGUGUGUGUGUGUGUGUGUGUGUGUGUGUGUGUGUGUGUGUGUGUGUGUGUGUGUGUAUGUAUGUACAGUGAGGGAAAAAAGUAUUUGAUCCCCUGCUGAUUUUGUGCGUUUGCCCACUGACAAAGACAUGAUCAGUCUAUCAUUUUAAUGGUAGGUUUAUUUGAACAGUGAGAGACAGAAUAACAACAAAAAAAUCCAGAAAAACGCAUGUCAAAAAUGUUAUGAAUUGAUUUGCAUUUUAAUGAGGGAAAUAAGUAUUUGACCCCUCUGCAAAACAUGACUUAGUACUUGGUGGCAAAACCCUGGUUGGCAAUCACAGAGGUCAGACGUUUCUUGUAGUUGGCCACCAGGUUUGCACACAUCUCAGGAGGGAUUUUGUUCCACUCCUCUUUGCAGAUCUUCUCCAAGUCAUUAAAGGUUUCGAGGCUGACGUUUGGCACUCGAACCUUCAGAUCCCUCCACAGAUUUUCUAUGGGAUUAAGGUCUGGAGACUGGUUAGGCCACUCCAGGACCUUAAUGUGCUUCUUCUUGAGCCACUCCUUUGUUGCCUUGGCCGUGUGUUUUGAGUCAUUGUCAUGCUGGAAUACCCAUCCACGACCCAUUUUCAAUGCCCUGGCUGAGGGAAGGAGGUUCUCACCCAAGAUUUGACGGUACAUGGCCCCGUCCAUCGUCCCUUUGAUGCAGUGAAGUUGUCCUGUCCCCUUAGCAGAAAAACACCCCCAAAGCAUAAUAUUUCCACCUCCAUGUUUGACAGUGGGGAUGGUGUUCUUGGGGUCAUUCCUCCUCCUCCAAACACGGCUAGUUGAGUUGAUGCCAAAGAGCUCGAUUUUGGUCUCAUCUGACCACAACACUUUCACCCAGUUCUCCUCCGAAUCAUUCAGAUGUUCAUUGGCAAACUUCAGACGGGCCUGUAUAUGUGCUUUCUUGAGCAGGGGGACCUUGAGGGCGAUGCAGGAUUUCAGUCCUUCACGGCGUAAUGUGUUACCAAUUGUUUUCUUGGUGACUAUGGUCCCUAAGUCCUCUCACGUCACCCCGCUCCUCCGCACACUCCACUGGCUUCCAGUUGAAGUUCGCAUCUACUACAAGACCAUGGUGCUUGCCUACGGAGCUGUGAGGGGAACGGCACCUCCGUACCUUCAGGCUCUGAUCAGUCCCUACACCCAAACGAGGGCAUUGCGUUCAUCCACCUCUGGCCUGCUGGCUCCCCUACCUCUCCGGAAGCAUAGUUCCCGCUCAGCCCAGUCAAAACUGUUCGCUGCUCUGGCACCCCAAUGGUGGAACAAGCUCCCUCAAGACGCCAGGACAGCGGAGUCACUCACCACCUUCCGGAGACAUUUGAAACCCCACCUCUUUAAGGAAUACCUGGUAUAGGAUAAAGUAAUCCUUCUACCCCCCCCUUACCCCAACCCACCCCCCCCCACCAAAAAAAAAAAAAAGUUAUAGCCAGUGGUUAUCCCACUGGCUAUAAGGUGAAUGCACCAAUUUGUAAGUCGCUCUGGAUAAGAGCGUCUGCUAAAUGACGUAAAUGUAAAUGUAACUGUCCCAGCUGCCUUGAGAUCAUUGACAAGAUCCUCCCGUGUAGUUCUGGGCUGAUUCAUCACCGUUCUCAUGAUCAUUGCAACUCCACGAGGUGAGAUCUUGCAUGGAGCCCCAGGCCGAGGGAGAUUGACAGUUAUUUUGUGUUUCUUCCAUUUGCGAAUAAUCGCACCAACUGUUGUCACCUUCUCACCAAGCUGCUUGGCGAUGGUCUUGUAGCCCAUUCCAGCCUUGUGUAGGUCUACAAUCUGGUCCCUGACAUCCUUGGAGAGCUCUUUGGUCUUGGCCAUGGUGGAGAGUUUGGAAUCUGAUUGAUUGAUUGCUUCUGUGGACAGGUGUCUUUUAUACAGGUAACAAACUGUGAUUAGGAGCACUCCCUUUAAGAGUGUGCUCCUAAUCUCAGCUCGUUACCUGUAUAAAAGACACCUGGGAGCCAGAAAUCUUUCUGAUUGAGAGGGGGUCAAAUACUUAUUUCCCUCAUUAAAAUGCAAAUCAAUGUGUAACAUUUUUUACAUGCGUUUUUCUGGAUUUUUUUGUUGUUAUUCUGUUUCUCACUGUUCAAAUAAACCUACCAUUAAAAUUAUUGACUGAUCAUUUCUUUGUCAGUGGGCAAACUUACAAAAUCAGCAGGGGAUCAAAUACUUUUUUCCCUCACUGUAUGUAUGUGUGUAUGUAUGUGUGUGUGUAUGUUGCAGGUGUAAAUAUAUGGCUCUGGUGUGUGUGUGUGUGUGUGUGUGUGUGUGUGUGUGUGUGUGUGUGUGUGUGUGUGUGUGUGUGUGUGUGUGUGUGUGUGUGUGUGUGUGUGUGUGUGUGUGUGUGUGUGUGUGUGUGUGUGUGUGUGUGUGUGUGUGUGUGUGUAAUGCUGUAUGUGUGUAUGUUUGUUAAUUUUCUGAGUAUGUAACACUAAGUGUGUGUGUGUUGCAGGUGGACUUUGCCUGUAACAUGAUAGGAGGUGGAGUGUUGGGCUCAGGUCUGGUUCAAGAGGAGAUUCUGUUCCUGAUGAACCCAGAACUCAUCGUAUCUCGGCUCUUCACUGAGAGACUAGGAGACAACGAGUGUCUCUUCAUCACAGGUGUGUGUGUGUGAUUGAUCACAGGUUAUACCUACCACCCUUUAUAACCCCUCUCUCUCUGUCAUGUCUUCUCUCUCUCUCUCUCUCUCUCUCUCUCUCUCUCUCUCUCUCUCUCUCUCUCUCUCUCUCUCUCUCUCUCUCUCUCUCUCUGUAGGCUCUCAACAGUUCAGUCAGUACAGUGGCUACAGCGACUCUUUUAAGUGGAAAGGGCCUCACAGAGACAACAUUGAGAGGUGAGCACACACUCACACACACACACACACACACACACACACACACACACUCACACACACUCACACACACACACUCACUAAAAUCCCUGAUUGCGCUGCCUGUGUUUGCAGGGAUGAAUGGCAGAGGCUACACAGGCAGAUUGUAGCCAUGGAUGCUCUCCACUUCAGACACCAGAGAGAACAGUACAACAUGAGACAGGUCACCAGGGAACUCAACAAGGUGAGAGACAACCCUCCUCUCCUGUAGGGGACAGACUGCAGCUGAUUAGUAGAAUCAGGUGUGCUAGCUAGAGCAGGGCUGGAGAUAAAUCUGAUGUCGGUGGUCUCCUGUGAUAUCCUCCCUCAGGCGUACUGUGGCUUUAAGGCAGGUGACAACACUCACCCAGACCUCCUUCCUGACAUCGCCAGAGCCUUCAAUGGAGACCCCAAACUUAAAGGUAGCCCUAACUGUUAACCCUAACCCUUGACCCUUAACUUAAAGGUAGCCAUUAGAUUAACAGUACCACAGGCCUACUAUAUGGGUCUAUGUAGCUCUCUGUUUAAAACUGACAAUGAUUCUGUGAUCUGAUUGGUUGUUUUUCCGCUCCCAGCUCUGAUCCAGCUGAUGGCUGCAGCUAGGGCCCAGAGGGGCGUGGCCGUCUUCACCUUGAAGAACUUCAGCUUGGAGAGAGAGCUGCAGAACAUGCACCACCUACUGGUCACACACAGAACUACAGUGGGUGAGUUAGUACACACAGAACUACAGUGGGUGAGUUAGUACAGACAUAACUACAGUGGGUGAGUUACCAUAGUACAGACUCAGAACUACAGUAGAUGAUUUACCAUAGAUAGCAGACACACAGGACUACAGUGGGUGAGUUAUUACACACAGAACUACAGUAGGUGAGUUAGUACAUACAGAACUACAGUGGGUGAGUUCCAUAGAUAGCAGACAUACAUAACUACAGUAGGUGAGUAACUACAGUAACUAUUAGACUACAGGAGGUGAAACCUGAUCUGAAAGUCCUCCUUCCCUUCACUGUGUUUAGUCAAACCUCAUAUCCUCCUAGUGGCUGUGUAAAUGAAGUUUGAUUGAUUGAUGCCUCUCCCCUGUCUCAGGUAAACUGUAUGAGUUGCUGGAUGACUACUGUGCUGUGAUACAGUUGGCUCACACACACGUGGACCUGUUUGACUGGAUCAGGAACACCCUGGAACACAGGAGUCAGCUGUGAGGACACAUCUCAAUACUCUAAAGGAGCUUCCUUUCCUUGUCUCCUUUCCUUUUUAGCAUUAUUGAGAUGCACCCCAGAGAUAGAGUGGCUCUAUGAAUGAUCUGUGGAUAGAAACAUGGUACAAUUCCAAGUAGUGGUUGAUUAUGAAUGUGUUUGUCUUUUCACUACUACACUGUUCCUAAAUCAAACUAAUAAAGUAUACAGGGCUUUCUAACUGCUGCACACAGAAUAAAAUGAUGUCAGCUAAAUCAGAGG
This is a messenger RNA of Coregonus sp. 'balchen', 20124 nucleotides long. The record is from the annotation of a GenBank genome assembly. Lineage: Eukaryota; Metazoa; Chordata; Actinopteri; Salmoniformes; Salmonidae.